CCGUUGUGUAGCCGUGAAAAUGGCGUUGGAGCCGAAUAAGACAGAUAUCCUGACCAUUUUUAAACGAUUGAGAUCUAUUCCAACAAACAAGGCCUGCUUUGACUGUGCUGCUAAGAACCCCAGCUGGGCCAGUAUACCUUAUGGAGUGUUCCUGUGUAUUGACUGCUCUGGGAUCCACCGCUCUCUGGGAGUGCACCUUAGUUUCAUUAGAUCGACAGAACUUGAUUCCAACUGGAGCUGGUUCCAGCUGAGAUGUAUGCAAGUUGGCGGCAAUGCCAAUGCGACUGCAUUUUUCCGCCAGCAUGGCCGUACGACCAGUGACACCAAUGCCAAGUACAACAGCCGAGCUGCACAGAUGUAUCGUGAGAAGAUUCAGCAGCUAGCAAAUGCCACGCUGUCAAAGUAUGGUACCAAUCUUUGGAUUGAGGCAUCAGGAAAUACACAACCAGCCACUCCUGAAAAGAAAGAAGCAGACUUCUUUGCUGAGCAUACUGAGCCCAUGAGCAGCUGGGACAUGACCACUCCCACCCUGUCAAAACAGAAUGGAGCAAUCACCUUGCAGUUUGAGGAGGAGUCUCCCAGAGUGUCUGACAAUGUUAGCCCACAAGAUGGACCAAGCAUUGAGGGACUGAGCAUAUCCCCCAAAGCUGCUAUUGAAGACUCAAUGCGUUCGUCAUCUGAUGAACUGCACCCUUCUAAAGAUGUGAAGCCCUCUAUCAUUGGGAAGAAGAAACCCACAGCUGCCAAGAAAGGGCUUGGUGCUAAGAAAGGCCUGGGAGCCCAGAGGGUUAGCAGCAGCAGCUUCAGUGAGGUGGAGAAGCAGGCCCAGGUGGCUGAGAAACUGAGGGAAGAGCAGGCUGCUGAGGUCAAGAAGCAGGAGGAAGAGUCCAUUGUGGUCUCCAUGCGCUUAGCCUACAAGGAGCUAGAGCUGGACAGGAAGAAGGAGGACAAAAAGAUUCAGAACCUUGAGGGGAAGAAGAAGGAACAGGCUGAGAGGUUGGGAAUGGGCUUGGGAAACAGAAGUGCGGUGUCCCACUCGGUGAUGUCCCAGAUGCAUGUGAUUGAGCAAGAGAACCCUAUUGUAGCCAGGGUGCCUCCCUGCACCACGCUGGACUUGUUCGAUGAGCCUGGAUUCACAUCCGGGCCCCCAAAGUAUAAGGACAACCCCUUCAUGUCAAGUAAUGGCUUUGGCUCCCAUUGGGACUCAGACAGCAACUCCUCCUUCUCCUCCUGGGCCCUGGAGAAGGAGGAGCCUAAGGCUAGCGAGGAUACCAUCUCCAGCAUCCAGCCCAUAGGGAAGAGGUUACCCAGUCGAAGGAAACUGGAUCAAGUGUCAAAUGAGGCUCAGCAGAAGUUUGCUAACGCCAAGGCCAUUUCGUCCGACAUGUUCUUUGGGGGAGAGAGCAAUGCUGAGCAUGAAGUCAAGACCCGCCUUGAGACCCUGUCGGGCAGUACGUCCAUCAGUUCAGCUGACCUCUUUGGUGAUGGCAGUGAUCACGCCACAGGGGCAUCCAGCUUUGACAGUAUGCUACCCUCAGCCCCAGACAUGGCCCAAUUCAAACACGGGGUGAAGACAGUAGCAGGGAAAAUGGCAGUGCUGGCUAACGGGGUGAUGAACACAAUACAGGAUCGAUAUGGUGCAUACUGAAAAUGGAAGAAUACAAGUACUGUAAAACACCAAGCAAAAAAGCAAACCUGAAGCAAA
Megalops cyprinoides (Indo-Pacific tarpon) is the source of this 1705-nucleotide messenger RNA. RefSeq names its product ADP-ribosylation factor GTPase-activating protein 2-like. The coding region runs from base 20 to 1648 and encodes 542 amino acids. Lineage: Eukaryota; Metazoa; Chordata; Actinopteri; Elopiformes; Megalopidae. The transcript is spliced from 17 exons. Gene Ontology annotation, molecular function: GTPase activator activity. The record is from RefSeq and is a predicted model, not a curated record. Gene Ontology annotation, biological process: COPI coating of Golgi vesicle.